AUGUUCCCCAAACCUCCUGCUCAACGACUCCCCAAGGGUUUCGGCGAUAUCAAUCCAGAUCACCAGCAGUAUAAUGCGAAAGAUGUAGAAAGCGUCCAAGCAAAGAUCGCCGUGCCCGCCGAUGCUUCAAUUAACCAUCCCGAUAUUCGUCUGUUGGCCCGUCUUGCAGUUGCCAUGGUUCAGGAUAAGGCAUACAAAGGAACCGACUACGAGUCAGUGCCACUAUACCGAAAUCGUCCUCAAAAUCACGUGGACAUGCCUUUCCCAACAAUGGAAGAACUGAUUGCGGUAAUCAAUAAACGAAAAGAAAUCAUGGAAGAAGAAAGAAAAUACGGAAAGCAAGCCAAGUUAGAUGCCGAACACGACAGCGCCCUCCAGAAACCGAAGCAAAUGCCAAAAGAA
Mesorhabditis belari is the source of this 402-nucleotide messenger RNA. Lineage: Eukaryota; Metazoa; Nematoda; Chromadorea; Rhabditida; Rhabditidae. The record is from the annotation of a GenBank genome assembly.